AUAUUUACUGAUCCUAAAGAAGAAACUCCGACCCAGGUGCUCCUCCUCCUUCCCAUUCUCCUAAGCUUUUCCCUCUCUUAAUUCCUGCUGUUCCUUUCUUUCCAAGUCACUGUUGAUGGGUUUCUUCUGUGGGAGAUUUGAUGGCACAAUAAUCAUAGCAGAAAUUUUCCAGCAGAACAUUUUCUCAGUCAAUCUUAUCAAGAAUAUGCUCGCUUUUAUACUCUCUUAUGUUCCCCUGUUAAGCAAAUAUGAACAAGAUCCUGAUGGUUUCUCAGAGGAAUACCCUCGCCCUUCUUCUUUGCUAGUCCCAGUUCCCGUCCACUGCAUAGUUGAAUCCAGGAAGGAGAAACUUGUGUCAGUAGAAUAUAGUCGCCUUCUGGAGAGGUCAGGUGCAAAUGAAGGUACAGGUACAUGUAAAGAAAGUGAUUCCAAAUGUGCGAUAUGCUUGAAUUGCAUAGAAGAAAGGCAUGAAGUGAGAGAGCUUGGAAAUUGCUGUCAUGUGUUCCAUAAGGGGUGCAUAGAUGUUUGGAUGGAUCAGGGCCAGGUAACUUGCCCUCUCUGUAGAUCAAAGCUAUUGCCAAAUGAUCAGGAAAUGAAGCUCAAGUGUGGAGGAGAUCCAUGGAGGAAGGAGAGGAUGAUUUACCUGUUUGGUGAGGAUCAAUUUGAUUGAUCCCUUAUGCGUUCAGACAACAUCAUUGUAUGUGACUGUAAAUUAUUAAAUUAUGUUCACCUCCAAGGAGGAAGCUAGACCAAAGGGUGCUUUACUGUUGAGAUAUUAGAAAUGCUUUCCUUAUAUCAUUCUUUCCUUGUAUCAUUUAGUGUUGAGAUAU
Vitis riparia (riverbank grape) is the source of this 830-nucleotide messenger RNA. RefSeq names its product probable E3 ubiquitin-protein ligase RHA4A. NCBI's taxonomy places the organism in Eukaryota, Viridiplantae, Streptophyta, Magnoliopsida, Vitales, Vitaceae. The transcript has a single exon. Bases 116 to 670 code for a protein of 184 amino acids. The record is from RefSeq and is a predicted model, not a curated record. Gene Ontology annotation, molecular function: ubiquitin protein ligase activity. Gene Ontology annotation, biological process: protein ubiquitination.